AUGAGUUUCCUUCCGCACGAUCUCCACCUCGAGAUACUGAAGCGACUUCCGCCGCUUCCGCACGUGCUAGCGAGCGCCUCCGUCGUGUGCAAGGCAUGGCACGGCGUCGUGAACGACCCUUCUUUCCUCCGCGAGCUGUACCGCGCUCGCGGCGCGGCACCGGUGACCUUAGGUUUCUUCCACAAUUCCGACGACCUCCCGCACAUGUUUGUACCCGCCGGCGAGCCAGCAAGCUUCGACCACGGGUGCUACGAUCGGAGGACUGACUGGCAGUUCGUGGACUCCCGCCACGGCCGCGUCCUCCUGAGCGACGUGUGGGAUCAUCGGUUCCUGGUCUGGCACCCCAUGACCGAAGAGCGCCAUCUGGUUCGGGCGAAAGCGCUCGACAUGCCGGAGGCGCCCGACGGAAACAACCAGGUUGGUGCCGCGUUGAUCUGCGACUGCGCCACGGAAGACGGCGAGGGGGACCAAGGACAACGCCCGGCGUGCCACGCCAGCCCCUUCCGGGUGGCCGUCGUGUUCAGGCACCCGGAGGACGACACCAUGCUUGCGAGCGUCUUCUCUUCGCUCACCGGCCAGUGGUGCCGGAUGCUGGAGCUUCCCCUGGUAUGGAAAGUCCGUUCGGAGCCUUGCACCGUCGUCGGCAACGUCUUGUACCAGCAGCUCGUGGAGUGCCGCAUCCUUGCCUUUGAUACGGACCUGCGGACCCUGACCACGCUCCAUCGGCCAAGAUGCGGCAACGUGCGUCUCCUCAAGAUGGACGGUGGCGUGCUUGGGCUAGCCGGGGUGCAAGGUUUCACCCUGCACUUGUGGGCGCGAGACGCUGAUGCUGACGAUUGGGUGCUGCUGAAGACGGUUAAUCUGAAGGAGAUUAUCCCUGGUCUCUCGGCUGCGCCAUCGCCCAAGACGGACCCUCGCUUUACUGCCAUGCCGGUGGUCAAGAUAAUCGGGGUCACAGAGGAAGGCGAUGCGCUGUUUCUGUGGACCAUGAUCGGCAUCUUCAUGCUCGGUACUGAAUCCAUGGAGUUGAUGAAGGUGCAUGGGACUGCAGUUGAUAAAAUGAAGACCGUUUACCCUUACGCAUCCUUCUAUCUCCCGGCCGCUGGAUGGUAA
Molecule: messenger RNA, 1113 nt
Organism: Lolium perenne
Lineage: Eukaryota; Viridiplantae; Streptophyta; Magnoliopsida; Poales; Poaceae
Molecular function (GO): protein binding
Source: RefSeq, a predicted model, not a curated record